Molecule: messenger RNA, 728 nt
Organism: Drosophila bipectinata
Lineage: Eukaryota; Metazoa; Arthropoda; Insecta; Diptera; Drosophilidae
Molecular function (GO): N-acetyltransferase activity
Source: RefSeq, a predicted model, not a curated record
UGAUGAAGGACUGCACACCCAUUUUAGAAGGUGAAUUCGAAAUACUUCGAGUGACUCCAGAUUUGUAUGAUGACGUUGAAGAGCUAUUGACAAGGAUUUCAUUGGAGGAGGAAUUCGGAUGCCUUGCUACCAGGCUUAAGGAAUCUUCCUUGGCCGUGAGUGAGUUUCGCACAUUAAUUCGGCACAUCCUUACCCUGGGCGUAUCCUUUGCCAUAAGGCAUGUGAAAAGUGGAAGUAUUGUGGCCGCCAUUGCCAGCCUGGUAUACAAUCCAAGAGCGGAUAGCUCCUAUGAUAAUCUGGAAACAAAGUUUAGGAGUCCCAAUAUGCUGAGUUAUAUCAGAUUAUUUGAUGCUGUCGAUGAGAGUUGCAAUCUCAAGGUGGGUAUGGAGAGCUGGAUGGAGGUGGAGUAUAUGGUGACCUUGCCGGAAUUCAGAUGUCGAGGUUUGGCAUACUAUUUGUGCCGGCAUACCAUUGAUUUUGGAAAGCUCAUGGCUCAUGGAAAACUACCAUCGGAUGUGUUCCUAAAACUGCCGGAGGAGAUGCAAAUUGAAAGACCUGAGGCUAUUACCACAAUAGCCACAUCUCUUACCUCCCAAAAAUGUGGCAUUAAGCUGGGAAUGCAGGUGGCCCACAGGUGGCACAUUACGGAACUACAAUCUCUGGGUGUUACCAUUAUAGAUCCAAUGGAGGGAUUGGAAUACGCGGAGCUGCAUGUUAUGAGACUUUAA